This is a messenger RNA of Aspergillus oryzae RIB40, 2535 nucleotides long. RefSeq lists its product as uncharacterized. Lineage: Eukaryota; Fungi; Ascomycota; Eurotiomycetes; Eurotiales; Aspergillaceae. Gene Ontology annotation, molecular function: protein binding. The coding region runs from base 1 to 2535 and encodes 844 amino acids. The transcript is spliced from 2 exons. The record is from RefSeq and is a predicted model, not a curated record.
AUGUCAGAACGAUUUGAAUAUGACCCUUUGCCAGAGCCAACGUGCAUCCGCUUGGUAUCCUUUGUCCCUCAGGAUGAUGGCACCUCUCCUCCUCCCAUGAACCAAGGUGAGCCGCUGCUCCGGCUAUCGCUGUGCACGGCGGAUCUGCGGGAUACCCCGCACUAUGAGGCACUCUCAUAUACCUGGGGAUCGCCAUUCCCUCCAGAGGACUCAAGAUCAAGAGCGUACGAGAAUGAGAAGAAUCACCAGCGAGUAGUAAUCAACGGUCGUGAACAUGAGAUUGGACGUAACCUCUGGGAGUUCUUGCAUCAACAGCAGCAGAUCAACGCGUAUCUCAGAAAAGUGGCCGCAGAAAUGCUUGCGUCCGGGUUGGAUAUCCAUGGACGGACUCCUUUAAUGCGCGCCGUCAUAGAUAAUAUCGUCGAUCUGACAGAGACUCUGCUUGCUCUGGGCGCUGAGACAGGGGCACAAGAUAAUCAGGGAAAGACGGCACUCCAUUACGCACUUUUAAGGGACAGGCCGAAUUUGGAACUCGCAGAGCUACUGGUCUAUUAUGGUGCGGAUAUCCAUGCGCAGACAAAAGAAGGGAAAACACCUUUGGAUAAUGCUGAAGAUGAGGUGGUUACGCUGAUCACGUCCUUCAACAAAGACCUUGGUGGAAAAGCCCUACCAAGAGGCUUGCGACUCUCAGCACAGCGGCCUAUGUGGGUUGAUUCUAUUUCAAUCAAUCAGAAAGAUAUAACUGAGCGCAAUAAACAGGUUACUAUGAUGUCAAAUAUAUAUAGCACAGCCAUGUCUGUCGUUGUGUGGCUCGGUGUGGAGGACGACAGGCGCAUCCCUCUUGCGCUGGACUCCCUUGACAACCCCAGACCCUGGAUAUUUUUAACCUCGCUCAGAGAUUCGGGGUUUGCAGGGUCGAGACUAGAAAACGCCAUGAAAGUAGGCCACAGUUCUGAGCAGAUACUAGAUGCACAAGGUAUUGAGGAGCUUAUGGCGAGGUCAUGGUGGUCUCGAACCUGGGUUAUCCAGGAGGUGGCGCUGGCGAAGCGUAUUCUGAUCAUUUGUGGCUCAGUUACAAUUUACCCAAUGCGAACCACUUUUAUAUUAUGCGCGCUAUGCGGUAUUCCUUCUCCAUGGAAAGAAAGGCAAGACGUUCUAGACACUACAGCUCUCUUUGAGAGCGCACGUUUUUCAGGGUUACCCGGCAUCGAAGCGCUUAUGCUUGCGGAUAUCAGUUUCAGAGCCGCUCCACACACAGGAGAGCGGGAGUACUACGUGAAGAAAAUUUUGAAAGCAAUGGGAGCGGUGCCGAAUAUUUCCUGGGGGCGAAGGCUAAGCCUCCAAAACCUAGGAAGGUUAAGCUGGUGGUCCCAGUCCAGCGAUCCGAGAGACAAAGUCUUCGCACUAUUAGGGAUUGCCUGCCCGGAUCCACAGCACCAGCAGAUUAUUGUAGACUACAACAUACCUACAGAUGAGGUGUUUGUUCAGUAUGGUCGCUUAUUCAUGCAGGGCUCAUCCGAGCCGAUCCAGAAUCUACACACUGGCGAAAGCUAUGUUUUUGAGCCACUGGAGGGGCUCUCCUAUGUCCAGGACACGUCAAAACCUCAUCCUGAGUUUCAAGACUACAAAGCCAAGCUUCCAUCUUGGACCCCGAACUUCAGCGCGCAUCACACAACCUGCCGCAUCUGGUCCCGGGAGUUUGCGGCAGCCUCAGCCAUAGCUAACAGCCCAACAAUUCUUUCCCACCCGGAUCCCAAAAUCCUGUACGUGAGUGGGAGUAUAGUGGACUGUAUUGUAGCAAUAGAGCCGACGCAAAGCAAGGGUGAUGUACACGAGCCUGAGAUAAUGGCCUGGCUCGAACUCAUACAGCCCUUGCAACCAAAAUACUUGGGAGGAGGUAGCCCUGUCGACGCCCUGCGGAAAACAUUAACCGUUGGCAAAGGAUACCAGAAUAAAAAGCGCGCGCGUAGUGCUUUCCGAGACUUUAUAGCAUGGAGACUAUGUCAGAGCCCAAUGGAACCUCCAUUGGAAUCGAUACUCACGAGACUGCGCAAGACUGGCGCACGGGACACUCUCCCCUCGGUUAUGGAGCUCCGUAAACAAAAACAGGAGCCUCGGAACCAAAAGCAGGAGUAUUGGAGAUCCGUGUUGAAAAUAACAGAGAGAAUUGAGAGACAAGUACAGGAGUUUCAGGAUAAAAAGCAGGGGCCCGAGGAAAUAGAGCAGGGGCUUCUGAAACUAAAGCAGGAGCUCCUGGAUCAAGGAUAUAAUAUCCGGAUAAAAAGGCAGGGGCAAGCAGAAACAGGAUGGGUGGACCUGGAAACAAUGCAGGAGGACCUGCAAGUCGGGUAUCCCGAGUACAGUCAGGUAGAGUUUUACAUUCUUUUUAAGCGGUAUUACAGGUCCAGGUGCCUGUUCCGGACCAGAAAGGGCUAUAUCGGUCUCGGACCUGGACCUUUCAACGGCAAUGGAAGGAAGACUGUAGUUUCUCAGGCAUCAGAACGGUCGAAGAACGGUAGCACAAACCUCCAAUAA